Neurospora hispaniola is the source of this 838-nucleotide messenger RNA. RefSeq lists its product as uncharacterized. The transcript is spliced from 2 exons. The coding region runs from base 236 to 469 and encodes 77 amino acids. NCBI's taxonomy places the organism in Eukaryota, Fungi, Ascomycota, Sordariomycetes, Sordariales, Sordariaceae. The record is from RefSeq and is a predicted model, not a curated record.
AUAUAACGCGCUUCGUCCCGUGGAACCAUCACCGAGGUCUCACAUUCCUUCCACCGGGCUCUUCCCGUACAAGAUACAUUACUCUUCCUUCGAGCCUCCUUGGAAGUCAUCCCUAACCUCUUCCGCAGGUCUUCAAGCCUCGAAAUACAAGCUUUCUGUCUCCCAGCGAACCAGUUUUACCUUGGUUUACGCGACGCAAAAAGCAAGCCAACCACACACGCACUCAAGUCUCAAGAUGCCUGAGGAAGUCAUCACCAGUAGCGGAAACUACACCUUUACCGGUAGUGGUACGUCCAGCUCUUCUGGCUACACCAACUCAUCCUCCUCUGGCUCAUCCGGCUGUGGCUCAGGCGGCAGUGAUGGCUGGAGACCCCGCAGCUACGUCCCUCUACCCAUCUCCGAUGGUAGCGCUGCUGGCGGCGGUAGCGGCGGCGGCAGAUGCAUCGACGUGGCCAAAAGAAGGAGAUAGACGAAUGGAGUGAUGGGAUACACAAAAACGGGACAGGUGGCAGGAGACUGAAUGAGAUAAAGAUGAUCUGACUUAUGGCGUUGGAGCAUGACUUUUCUUUCUUUCUUUAGCAACACAACAUACCCGGCGGCAUGCGGUCAGGCGAAGAAGCCUCUUCACUUCAUUGGUUAGCUCUCUUUUGUCACCCAUUUUCCCUUCAAGCCAGCUCUGUACCAACCCUUCUUGGCGAUGACAGACAUCAAAAGUCAGGGACUCAGGUUCAGUAACUGCCGUAGAGGCUUUGUUUAGUUACGCAUCAGUGAUGACUCUUGAUGAAUGAAGCGUCUUUAAGAACCGCGCAAAGCUCCUCAUUCAGUAGCUCCUCUUGAA